GAUAAGAAUUCUAGCCGAGGGAACUGGGCCAGUAAGAAGGAGUACAUCCUUUCCACAAUCGGUUAUGCCGUCGGCCUCGGGAAUAUCUGGAGGUUUCCAUACUUGGCCUACAAAAACGGAGGGGGAGCCUUUCUUAUUCCGUAUUUUGGAAUGUUAGUGGUUGCCGGGAUUCCGCUUUUCUUCCUGGAGAGUGCAUUAGGACAAUUCUGCAGCCAAGGACCGAUUCAUGUCUGGAGAGCAGUGCCAAUACUACAAGGUGUUGGUGUUGCCAUGGUGAUGGUGACCCUCAUUGUGUCCGUGUACUACAACGUCAUCAUCGCCUACAGCCUGUAUUACAUGUUUGCGUCCUUCCAGUCUCCUCUGCUGUGGUCCGGUUGCAUGGGAUGGGCUGACAGCAACUGCAGCAACUCACCUAAAGUGCAUUGCAAUAUAAGCGGAGUUUUAGUGGCCAACUGGACUCAAGAAAACAUAACCUGUCCUUCAUCCAGCAAGAUAAGAGUUCCAGUGCAGAGUCCCAGUGAGCAGUACUGGGAUCGUGUGGCCCUACAGAGAUCCAGGAGUAUCGAGGAGACGGGUCCGGUCGUUUGGUACUUGGCUCUGUGUUUGCUGCUCAGCUCCGUCGUUGUUGCUGCAGCGCUAAUCAAAGGCAUUAAGUCGUCAGGAAAAGUUGUGUACUUCACCGCUACGUUCCCGUACGUGGUGCUGGUGAUCUUACUGGUCCGAGGGGUGACGCUGGAAGGAGCGAUAGAUGGGAUAGAGUUCUAUGUUGGUUCCCAGUCCAACUUGACUAAGCUCACCGAGGCACAAGUGUGGAAAGAUGCUGCGACUCAGACUUUCUACUCUUUGUCUAUCGGCUGGGGUGGAGUCAUGACACUCGCUUCCUAUAAUAAAUUCCACAACAACAUGUUAAAGGAUUCGUUUGUUGUGACGCUCACUAAUGCUGGCACGAGUGUGCUGGCUGGCUUUGCCAUAUUUUCCAUUUUGGGUCACAUGGCUCAUGUUUACCAAAUUCCCGUUGAAGAAGUGGUGAAGGAAGGAUUUGGCUUGGCCUUCAUUGCGUAUCCGGAUGCUUUGUCAAAACUUCCUGUUUCUCCUCUGUGGUCCUUUUUAUUCUUUUUUAUGCUGUUGACUGUUGGUCUGGACUCUCAGUUUGCUGGAAUAGAGGUGAUCACGACCUGCCUGAUUGACGCUUUCCCUAAAAGCUUGACGUCCAAACAUGCUCUACUUACCAUAACGACCAGCGUGCUUCUCUACCUGCUGGGUUUGCCUUGUGUCAGUCAGGCAGGAAUAUACUGGGUGACUCUGGUGGACCAGUUUGUUGCCAGUUGGGUUCUCCUCAUUUUGGCUCUCUUGGAGAUCAUUGGUGUCAUCUUCAUAUACGGGGGGAACCAGUUCAUCAUGGAUGCAGAGAUGAUGCUCGGCAAGAAGAGUUGCGCCUAUUGGUUUUGGUGGAGAGUGUGUUGGUUCGCCAUUAGUCCUUGUGUUAUUGUGGUGAUCCUGAUUUGGUCUCUGAUGACCUUCACGCCCCCCGCCUAUGGAAGUGUCCAAUAUCCAGCGUGGGCACUCGCUCUAGGAUGGUGCAUGGUAGCGUUUAUUCUUCUUUGGAUUCCAGUCAUGGCUACGUAUAAGCUGAUAAGAGCACAGGGAAAUGCAUUGGAGCGCGUGAAAUCACUGUGCUGUCCCUCGGAAAAAUGGCAUCCUUAUCUGGAUGUCCAUCGCGGUGAACGGUACUCGGAAGAACAUUGCAGGCGCAGAAAGACCCGCUGCAAGCAGACCAGACCGGAAACACGUAUAAAUGUCAUCUCCAGCUCAUGGUUGUGAUAAUUUGGGUAAAAAUGUUUACGGGAAU
Messenger RNA from Doryrhamphus excisus (bluestripe pipefish), 1849 nucleotides. NCBI's taxonomy places the organism in Eukaryota, Metazoa, Chordata, Actinopteri, Syngnathiformes, Syngnathidae. The record is from RefSeq and is a predicted model, not a curated record.